Pelmatolapia mariae (spotted tilapia) is the source of this 6683-nucleotide messenger RNA. RefSeq names its product kinesin heavy chain-like. Gene Ontology annotation, molecular function: microtubule binding; microtubule motor activity; ATP binding. Lineage: Eukaryota; Metazoa; Chordata; Actinopteri; Cichliformes; Cichlidae. The coding region runs from base 146 to 3067 and encodes 973 amino acids. Gene Ontology annotation, cellular component: microtubule. The transcript is spliced from 26 exons. The record is from RefSeq and is a predicted model, not a curated record. Gene Ontology annotation, biological process: mitotic cell cycle; microtubule-based movement.
UGUGAGAGGUGGAGCCUUCAGCCUCCUGAUGGAGAAGCACUAACCGGAGACCGCAGCCUCUGAACGGACCGUGUGGACCCGAACCAGAGCCGAACCUCCCGGUUUGUGUGUGUUUCCUCGUGCGUGUCGGUGCUUCUUGUCGGUGAUGGAGGCGGCGGAGGGUGGCGUGUGCGGGGUGAAGGUGAUGUGUCGCUUCAGGCCGCUGAACGAGGCGGAGCGGAGCCGCGGAGACAAAAACAUCCCGAAAUUUAACGGAGAGGACACCGUGGUGGUGUCGGGGAAGCCGUAUGUGUUCGACCGAGUCUUCCCCCCAACCACUGAACAGGUUCAGGUGUACGACACCUGUGCCAAGCAGAUCGUCAGAGAUGUGUUGGGAGGAUAUAACGGCACCAUCUUUGCUUAUGGUCAGACCUCCUCAGGAAAGACUCACACAAUGGAGGGGACCCUUCAUGACCCUCAUCAGAUGGGCAUCAUCCCUCGUAUUUCCAGAGACAUCUUCGACCACAUCUACUCCAUGGAUGAGAACCUGGAGUUCCAUAUCAAGGUGUCUUAUUUUGAAAUCUAUCUGGAUAAAAUCAGAGACCUGCUGGAUGUGUCAAAGACCAACCUGGCUGUUCAUGAAGAUAAGAACAGAGUUCCCUUUGUGAAGGGCUGUACGGAGCGCUUUGUUUCCAGUCCCGAGGAGGUGAUGGACGUUAUCGAUGAAGGAAAAGCAAACAGACACGUCGCUGUGACCAACAUGAACGAGCACAGCUCUCGCAGUCACAGCAUUUUUCUGAUCAACAUCAAACAGGAGAACGUGGAGACGGAGAUGAAGCUAUCAGGGAAACUUUACCUGGUGGACCUGGCAGGCAGCGAGAAGGUGAGUAAAACAGGAGCAGAGGGCGCCGUUUUGGAUGAGGCUAAAAACAUCAACAAGUCUCUGUCUGCUCUGGGGAACGUCAUCGCUGCCCUGAGUGAAGGAACGAAAACCCACGUUCCAUACAGAGACAGUAAGAUGACCCGGAUCCUUCAGGACUCUCUGGGUGGAAACUGUCGAACUACCAUCAUCAUCUGCUGCUCGCCGUCUGUUUACAACGAGGCUGAAACCAAGUCCACCCUCAUGUUUGGACAGAGAGCUAAAACCAUAAAGAACACAGUGUCUGUGAACCUGGAGCUGACCGCCGAGGAGUGGAAGAAGAAGUAUGAGAAGGAGAAAGAGAAGAACAGGAGUCUGAACAUCAUGAUCCAGAAACUGGAGAAUGAGCUGAAACGCUGGAGGAAAGGUGAGUCUGUACCUGUGGAGGAACAGAUGGGCAACAGAAACAAGAAGUGCAGCAGCGAGACAGCAGCAGCGAUUGACAGCUUGGCUCCGCCCCCCGUUGCCCUGUCUGAGGAGGAGAAGUCGCAGUACGAGACUCUCAUCACUGACCUGUACCAGCAGCUGGACGACAAAGAUGAUGAGAUCAACCAGCAGAGUCAGAUGUCUGAGAAACUCAAACAGCAGCUGAUCGACCAGGAUGAGCUGCUGGCAUCUAUCCGCCAGGACUAUGAGCGGCUGCAGGAGGAGCUGUCCCGCCUGCAGAGGGAAAGCGAUUCAGCUAAAGAGGAGGUGAAAGAGGUGUUGCAGGCGCUGGAGGAGCUGGCUGUCAACUAUGACCACAAGAGUCAGGAGGUGGAGAAUAAGAACCGCUGCAAUGAACAGCUGAACGACGAGCUCGCUCACAAAACUGUCAGUCUGGAGGCUGUUCAGAGGGAGCUGUUCUCCCUGCAGGAGCUCAGCUCUCAUCAUAAGAGGAGGUCAGCGGAGAUCGUCAGUUUGCUGCUCAGAGACCUCAGUGAGAUCGGCAGUGUUCUCGGGACCACCGAGCUCAAAGCUAUGACUGAAGUGAGUGGAGUGAUGGAGGAAGAGUUCACAUCCGCCCGACUCUACAUCAGUAAGAUGAAGUCUGAAGUCAAAUCUCUGGUGAACCGCAGCAAACAGUUGGAGGUCAACCUGACAGAAAACACCUGCAAGAUGAAGGCGAAUGAGAAGGAGCUGAGCACGUGCCAGCUGCUCGUGUCGCAGCUCCGGGCAAAGCUGGGGUCUCUCACCGAUGACCUCCAGAAGGUGGAACAGAAGAAGAGGCAGCUGGAGGAGAGUCAGGAUGCUCUGAUGGAGGAGGUCGCCAAGCUCCGCGCUCAAGGUCAAAUGCACGAGCUGACAGUGAUGGACAAAGAGAAAGAACACAUGAGCCAGCUGAAGGAUGUUGUGGAGAUGAAGAGAACACUGGAGGAACAGAUGGAGAACCACCGGGAGGUUCAUCACAAACAGCUGAGUCGACUCCGCGAUGAGAUCGAUCAGAAACACAGAGACGUCGACCGACUCAAAGACGUGAACCAGGCUCUGCAGCUGGAAAAUAGGAAGCUUCAGUCUGACUUGGACAAACUGAGAGCAGAGGAUCAGAACAAAGACCAGAAGCUUCAAAAGCUCAUGUUUGUGAACGAGAAGAGAGAACAAGCUAAAGAAGACCUGAAGGGUCUGGAGGAGACGGUGGCCAAAGAGCUGCAGAUGCUCAACAACCUUCGCAAACUCUUCAUCGACGACAUCGGAGCUCGAAUCAAGAAUAGUUCAGAGAAUGACAGCGAUGAGGCUGGUGGCAGUUUGGCUCAGAGACAGAGGAUCGUCUUCUUAGAAAAUAACUUGGAGCAGCUCAGCAGGGUCCACAAACAGCUGGUUCGGGAUAACGCUGAGCUCCGCUGUGAGCUGCCCAAAUUGGAGAAGCGUCUUCGGGCGACAGCGGAGCGAGUGAAAGCUCUGGAAACUGCUCUGAAAAAUGCAAAAGAGUCAGCCGUGAGGGAUCGCAAACGCUACCAACAGGAAGUUGACCGCAUCAAAGAGGCCGUGCGGUCCAAAAACCUGUUCAGGAAAGGACACUCGGCUCAGAUUGCCAAGCCAAUAAGAGCCGGUCAUCAGCACCAUCAGAAUCCGUCCUUCUCCCAUGCUAUCCGACCGACCAUCAGAGGAGGGGGUGCAGGGUCCAGCCCACGACACCAACCCCCCCGACAGCAACCUCAGCAACAUCUCCACCAGAGCAGCAGCAAGUAGGCUCCAGGUAGCAGAUGACUCUGGAUCAGUUUCCUUUUCUGUGGAUCUUUGGACCCUCCUGUUUUCACCACUCUGCCUAUACUGGAACCACAUCCCACAAUGUUCUGCCUUAACAGCCAUUCCACCUUAAACAAUCCACCUUAACAGCCUUGCCAGCUUAACAAACAUUCCACCCUAACACAGGUGCUCUCUCUGACUGUUUUCUGAAUUUUUGUUGUUGUUGUUUAUUCUCAAACAAUCAAAGAAUUACCGCUAAGAAAAGUUAAUAUUUUAUCUUUUUCUUUUUUUUUAACUAAAUGACAUUUUUAGAUUUUUGGGUGUCUGUUGCCUUUAUUACACAGCACAGUGGAGAAAGAGAGGAAAGAUGCACCAAAGGCUCUCGGGUCAGUUCUGCCUGGUCGCUGCGUCUGGUUGCCUUUAGCUGUGAGCUAAACCUGCUCUCCUAAAUUUUAAAAUCUGAGUCUGAAUCUGAGUCUGUAAACCUGUCAGGGUUUACUCAUCAUGUUUAUGGCAUUCAACUCUCAGAUUUAAAGCAAACAGAUUUUUCACAGAGGUGCAGAAUUCCUCGUUUGAAAUUAAAUUAAAUAAGAGUUUAUUGUAAUCUUUAAAAAGUGUUAUUCUCCAAACCUAGGGGUAAUCUGGAAAUGCUGCUCCCUGAUUCCAACUCCACCCAAGGACAAAAACUUUUAGCAGUCUAAACUCUACGCAGCCGUUUGUUGACUUCGGCAGUGAGCCACACCAAAAUAAAGGUCCCUGAUGUUCCCUGCCCAAAAUGAAAGUCAAACAACAGAUACAUUUCUAACCUAAGGUCCUACUCAAACAAGAGAAAACGGAUUUCAACAGAAAAGGCUUCUCAUUCCUAUCAGGCUGCUGCCUUGUUUAACAUAAAGUAAAAGAAUACUCCAGGUUGUCUAAUUUACAAAACUAUUAAUAACUAUUUACAAAGUGCUUGAUUAGGUCUCACAACGCCACACACACAAGAUCACUCACUUUACUCACUAAUGACCUUUUUGACUCAGGAGUUUCACACAGAGAACACUCAAAGUUACCAUCAGAAACACACAGCUUGUUGUCCAGUCUGGGAACAGGAAUCCAAGCAAACAACUCGGCUGUCAAGAUAUACCCACACACAACCCUGGGAGGGAGGAGAGAGAAAAACCCACACCCACAUCCUCUGGUGGGAGGGGCCACACAAAUAAAAACACACAUAAUAAUGAUACUAAAAUCAGUCAGGGCUCUAGACUAACUUCUUGCUACAGUUGCACUGGUGCGGCUAACUUUUUUCCUUAGGUGCAUCCAAAUUUUUUAACCGCGUCACUUAAGACCGCAGUUUUACAUGUUCACUUAUUUUAUUUUUUUUAAAUUGUCAACACAAAGUUCUUUAUUUGGAGCACAUUUCUACAAGAAAGACAAGUUACUGAAAAAUGUGUUUAAAGUGCUUGACUGAGCUGAAAUUUAAACUUAAAACAUCUCAAGAUAUAUUCAAUAAAAAGAAAAUGUAAAUUAAAAAGACCUCAAAGUGUCUGACAGGCUUCAAAGUGAACAUCUCAGUGUCUGAACAGCUUUAUAUCUUGUGGACCCUCCUCCAUUGCAGUCACAUGGCCCUCAGAUGGCCAACUCCUGUAAUCUGGCCUUUCCCCCCUUUUUUCCCAUGUGUCUGCGAUGACACCUGUAACCUGGGCACACGUGACAUCAUUACUGUACGUGGGGUUUACCUUCAAGACAUUUUUCUUGUGAAGAAUUAUUUUGGUCUUGAACUUAGUGAAUGGAACAUCUUCUUUGGGAAUAUCGUAGGCAAUGUUAAACGUAAUCAUCACAUCGGCCUCUUCUGACGACCUGUUUGCUGCCGCUGAAAGGCCGUGGGGAGAGGGGAAACUUGGCCAGUGCAUUUAUCGCAGCAUAUAAUGUGUUUCCUGAAUACACUGUGCUUUUUCAGCGUUUCAUUUUGAAACGUAUUAGCUGCAGUCACAAAUGCAGUAUUGCCGGCCACAGUUUCUCCACACUCACCGCAGUAAAUGCAGUGCAUCAUGUUGUCAGCUUUACUGUAUCUUAGCCAGGGAAACUGGUCAAGCCGCUCUCUUCCCAACGUAUACACUUUACGCUUUUACUGUCAGUGGGCUCAUUAUCUGAUGCCAUCUCUGGACCAGUGUUAGACAUAACCUGAGAGGUUGAUGGCUCCGUGUCAGAGCACUCACUAUGAAUUUCAGACGGAUCAGACCUUAAUGAAAGAGUUAUCAAUCGUUCUUUUCAUCUUUUCUCAUUACCCACAGCUACAGCCACUUCUAUCGGGUCUAGGCUGCUCACCUCUGUCUACCUGCCUGCACCUUCAAAUGUACAUACACAUAGGCCUACAUCUGGACCAUGACCAAUCAGAGAGCUCCUGCCCCUCACUAUCUCUGAUUGGUUUAGACCACGAUACAGGCAUAAUGUGUGAUGUUUUCUUUACUUGAAUGACUGGUUGCACCGGUGCGACCUAGGAUUCUUUUAUGUGACCCAACUGAGAAGUUGGGUCACAUGUCACACUCUAGAGCCUUGUUUAUGUUGUUGCAUUAAAAACCUCAGUAUAAAAUCUUUUUUUAAUGAAACAAAUGUUUCUCACAUUUUUUUUCAUUUUGAAAUAAAAUUUUCAAAGUGUUACAACUUUUGAUUAUAUGAGUUUUUAAAAAUUGCAGCGAUCCUCUCACACACUUUCUCUUUCAUUCAAACCAUAAAUAUGAUUGCAGCUUUAAAAGACGCUGCUGGAGGAAUAAAAUUCAGGAAAUUCCAGGAACACGAUCGAAAGUUGUUGUGUUUUUAAAAAAAAAUUAAUUUAAAACUUAUUUCCCUGACGACAGUGUUGGAUUGCAGAUAUUGAUUGUGUGUUUUUAAUGUGUUUAUUACUGGAGUGUAAUUUAAGGAGUUUAUUUUACUGUUUAUUUAUUAGCUUAAAGUGAAAAGUGUGUAUGUUACUUUUGUCAUCCAGCUGGAAAUGAUCAUGUGUCAGUGUGUUUGUGUUGUGGUUGUUGUUGUGAAUCUGCAGUAAGUUUACAGAGCGGCGAGGCUGAUGAAUGACAGCUUCAAAGUGACACGAUCAGCUGAUGGCAGAUGUUGUGAACAGGAAGUUAGUGACAUGAUGUCAGCCAAUCAGAACAUCAUGUUUUCUGCAGUGUUUGUGGUCACUUUACAUCUCCAACAUUGUAUUGAAAGCAAGCUAAAGCACAUCUGUUUGUAAGUGUUUAUUGAUGUAUUGGUAAUGUUUACGUGCUGCCAAUGAAAGUGUUUAUCAUAACUAUGUUCAUAAUGUGCUGUAAGAACAAAGUGAUACUGAAGUGAUUCACAGGUUGUUGUAAAGACAUCGAACAUCACGUGUUUCUGAACAUGUCAAAUAAAGUGAAAGAUGUUUAUCUGACAUCAGGAAUAGUGUUUACUUCUUAAUCAUUUAUUUAAACACUGGAAAAAUGUGAGAUCGGAUGAUUAAACUGAUAAAUGGGCCAACUGUUUUUCAUAUACAGGUCAGUGAUGUAUCUGGCUUAAGUAGUUAAGCUUGUGAUUAAUUAGAACAGCUGUAAUCGGGUUUACGUGAACUGUUGGCAUCGUUAUUUAUUUAUGUUAUAUUUUGCACUCUGUUUUUGUUGAG